Rhagoletis zephyria (snowberry fruit fly) is the source of this 1017-nucleotide messenger RNA. Its product is annotated as venom serine carboxypeptidase-like. Lineage: Eukaryota; Metazoa; Arthropoda; Insecta; Diptera; Tephritidae. Gene Ontology annotation, molecular function: serine-type carboxypeptidase activity. Gene Ontology annotation, biological process: proteolysis. The record is from RefSeq and is a predicted model, not a curated record.
CUCUUCAUUGACAGUCCCGUGGGGACGGGCUUCAGCUUCACUUCCGAUGAGUCAUUCUACGCCACCACUCACCAGGAGGUCUCUCGAGACCUGCUUGAAGCGCUGAAGCAGUUCUUCACCGUCUUCAGCGAAUAUCGCGGCAAUCCCUUCUUCAUCACCGGCCAGUCGUACGCCGGCAAGUUUGUCGCCUCUUUGGGGGCGGCCAUUCAUCGACUGGGAGGAACCAGGGAGGAAACGAUGGAAAGGUGGGGCAUCAACCUGCAGGGCUUCGCCAUUGGAAACGGCCUCUGCGACCCGGCCAGCCAGCUCAACUACGGCGACUUCCUCAGUGCCACGGGGCUGAUCGACCGGAAACAGCGAGACUGGUAUCGAGAACGGGAGGUGAAGAUGAGAAAAGCCAUUGAAGAGGGCGACAGGGCAGUUUUCAUGGAGCACCUAAACCGACUUUGGGACGCCUUUGAGGGACACACCGGUCUGCGCUGGCAGUACAACUUCCUCGAGCAGUACUCCCCAAAGGAGAUGGAAAAUUGGAAGUACUUUUACUUCGAUGCCUCCACUCGAGCGUCACUGCACCUAGGGAGCCAUCAUCGGCGGAACGGCUUCGAAGUGGUCCGGGAGCGGCUGCAGGAGAAGGACGUGAUGGCUGGCGUGAAGGCGGAAGUGGAGGAGCUGCUGGAGGCGGGCUAUCGGGCGCUCUUCUACGCCGGAAACCUCGAUAUUAUCGUCGCGGCGCCGCUGGUGGAGGGCUUUGUGCACAGUCUGAACUGGACGGGAGGAGGUGGUGGACCUGGUGGGCGGAAGUUUUAUGACUCGCAGAGAACUAUCUACCGGAUGGACUUCAAUAGCUCAGCUGUGGCCGGUUAUGUGAAGGAGGUGGGCAAUCUGCUGUACAUUGUUGUGCGCAAUGCCGGCCACCUGGUCCCGUAUGAUCAGCCCAAGGUGGCACUUGAUAUGAUCACGCGAUUUGUGAAAGGGAGAAGCUUUACAUACUGUGCAGAAUUGACUGAUAAUUGCUAA